This is a messenger RNA of Chrysoperla carnea, 2431 nucleotides long. RefSeq names its product enolase-phosphatase E1. NCBI's taxonomy places the organism in Eukaryota, Metazoa, Arthropoda, Insecta, Neuroptera, Chrysopidae. Bases 147 to 2006 code for a protein of 619 amino acids. The record is from RefSeq and is a predicted model, not a curated record. The transcript has 4 exons.
UUAUAGAAAUCAAUAAUUUUGUUUGUUUGAUAAAGCGGGAAGAAAAUUUCUUGUAUGACGUCAUCGAUAUAUUUAGGUUAAAAUUAUUGUGAGUAAAAAAGUGUGUUUUUUGUUGUUGUUUGUUUCUAAAUGGAAAAAGUAUAAGAAUGUCGAGUAUUAACGAUUAUCCGGAACAUUUGAAUCCUUUUUAUGAGGAUGAUAAUCAUAAUCGUAUACGGUUUUGGACUAAAACGAAGAAAUUAGUACGGUCGAAUAGUUUUAGUUUAUCAGGUUUUAAUGAUGGUUUCAAAGGAUUGCGAAAUUCAAUCCGUCGCAGUGUAUCAAGGUCAAGGCGAAAUAGUACAACUACAUCUAAAGAGUCAAGUCCAGUAAUGUUACGUCGGCAACUAUCACCACAAGAUAAUACUUCGACACCUGAAUAUGGAUACAGAACAGAACGAAUUAGAGACGAAUACGGUUUUGUGGUUCCUUACACCGAACAACACAAGUAUAUGUACAAAACUUCCAUAACACCAACGCCAAAAACAAAAUUUAAUUCCACGGGAGGUGGUGAUGAUUAUUUUUCGCUACCAAUCCGAUCAUCACGGUAUCGAUUUCAACCAGAGGCAUCGAGUACACCGCGCAAAGCGACAUCUGUAUGUGAUCAUCGUAGUAGUCAACAACCGUAUGCCUUACCUGGUUUAGCAACGGGUACGGCUCCUAGUACACCUAGAAAAACAUCUAUUAGUAGUUUAAAUCCAUUUGAAGAAGAUGACGAUAAUGAUUUGGAUGGAAGUAAAUUGUCACCAGCGUUGAAACGUACAUCUAGAAAUAGUACACUUAGGCGAAAGAAACGGCGAGCACCUUUGCCACCUUCUGCAAACCAAUCCCUGAAUGAUAGUGGAAUCCAGGUUUUAGAUGUGACAGAUCCUGUAUUUAAUACUUCCUUAGAAAUCACAGAAAAUGAUUUAACAUCCGCACAAAAAGCCGACUCCGAAGAAAAAAGUACCGUGCCUGAAAAUAAUUCUCAACAAAUCGAAUUAAUUUCAAGUCAAAUUGAAAAACUAUGUCAAGAUACUUUAAAAGAAGUAGCCCAAGAAGAUAUUAAUGGAAACACAGAAACAAUUGUAGAAAAUCAUGUGAAAAUUCAUGAAGAAUCAAUUGAAAAUCAACCUAAAAUCAAUACAGAAACAUCAGAUGGCGAAAAAACAGAGGAAAUAAAUGGAAAAGUUGAAGUAAAUUUAACAGUGACUGAAAAAUCAAUCGAAAUCAAUGGAAAUGAAGUCGAAGAGAUUGAAGUUGUUGUGGAGGAAAAAUCUGUGGAAAUAAAUGGAAAUCAAAUCGAAGAAACCGAAGUUAUUGAGAAGAAAACACCAAUAGAAAUUAAUGGAAAUGAAAUCGAGGAAACUGAAAUUGUAGUUAAUGAAAAACCAGUGGAAAUUAAUGGAAAUGAAGAAUUAAAAACGGUUGAAAAUCAAAUUAAAGCUGAUGAAAAUUCCAACGAAAAAUCAUCGGAAGUUAAUGGAAAUAAUGACGAACAAGAUAAAAAACUUGAAUUAGAAGAGGUUGUAAAUGAGGAAAACAUUGUUAAAGAAAAUGGCUUAGAGAUAAUCGAAUCAAAAGUUGAUAAAUACAUUGACGAUAGUACGGUGAUAUCAACGCCACAAUGUCCGGUAAAAAUUAUAAUUAGUACGCAUGACGAUCAAGCAUCACCAAAAUUAAGUGUUAAAGAUAUUGUUCGAAAUUUGGACGAACGUAGUCGAAAAGAGAGUUUAAAACAAGAAGAAAAAUUAUUUAUCGAUGAAAAACAUUUAGCCAAAGAGGAAGUUUUUAUUGAAGAUACGGAAACAAAUAAUAAUUUUGAAAAUGAUAUCCCAACGCCAGUGCCACGUGUGAAAAAAAGUGGUACUACAACACCUGUGAACGGUGAUAAUCAUAAAAUUGAUUUAACAACACCAAAUCCUAUUCCGAAACCGAAACGUAGUAAAUUAUUUUCAAAACUCACUAGUUGGAGUCUUAAAAAUUAAAUUAAAAAAAUCGGGUUGUGAGUUUAUUUAAUUGAUUUUUUACAGGGUGUAACAGAAAGAAACAAAUAUCUAAUUCCUGAACUGAACACACUGUAAAAUAAUAAUUAUAUAUACACUCCGCAAAAAUAAAAACGCAACAAUUUUUUUAGCGUUAAAAAUAAACUAUGUUUGCAGCCACGUAUCUUUGUUAUCUUUGAUACCUUGUUGGGAUAAUGGUGUGGAAAUUUGAAAACAAAUAUUAAUUUUACUUUAAGGUAGUUCGGCUGUUUGAACAAGUACGAUGAUUGUUCAAUUUUUUGCGGCAGGUAAAAGAUCAAAGUCCCUUGAUCACAAUAAAGAGCCUUUUUGGGGGCCUCUUUGGGUGAAAAAAGUUUUCAUCAGGAAGAAAAUUUAUCACAGAUUCUGUUUAUGCAAAAAAACUUUAC